This is a messenger RNA of Diplodia corticola, 510 nucleotides long. RefSeq names its product thioesterase family protein. The record is from RefSeq and is a predicted model, not a curated record. The transcript is spliced from 8 exons. Gene Ontology annotation, molecular function: fatty acyl-CoA hydrolase activity. Bases 1 to 510 code for a protein of 169 amino acids. NCBI's taxonomy places the organism in Eukaryota, Fungi, Ascomycota, Dothideomycetes, Botryosphaeriales, Botryosphaeriaceae.
AUGUCUCCGAAAACGCUCAAGUUCGUGAACUCGGUCUGGAAGUCAUUCCAAGCCACCUCCGGCCUGGAGCCGAGGCUUCUUAAUAAUCUCCGCAUCACCAAUGCCAUCCCAGGCCGUGUGAAAUUCGAACUCGACAUUGAGAGGCAUCACACCAACCGGCUGAAGAUUCUCCACGGCGGCACCAUCGCUAGCAUGGUUGACCUCGGUGGCUCGCUCGCUGUGGCUUCAAGGGGCCUUUUCGCAACGGGCGUCUCGACAGACUUGAAUGUGACCUACCUUAACUCCGGCGGCACAGAGGGGAAUACCAUCCGCGCCGAGGUGACCUGUGACAAGUUCGGCAAGACUCUGGCGUAUACGAAUGUCAAGUUCCUCAACGACAAGAACGAGGUCGUUGCGCGUGGAAGCCACACGAAGUAUGUGACGUUAGCUUGGAAGGACCCGAACAAUAUUGUUGAGGAAAUCAAGUCGGAAGAGGCGGCCUCAAAGGAGUCGGGAGAAACAAAGCAGUGA